This is a messenger RNA of Colletotrichum spaethianum, 1125 nucleotides long. Its product is annotated as phosphatidylglycerol phospholipase C. Gene Ontology annotation, molecular function: phosphoric diester hydrolase activity. The coding region runs from base 1 to 1125 and encodes 374 amino acids. Gene Ontology annotation, biological process: lipid metabolic process. The record is from RefSeq and is a predicted model, not a curated record. Lineage: Eukaryota; Fungi; Ascomycota; Sordariomycetes; Glomerellales; Glomerellaceae. The transcript has 4 exons.
AUGUCCUCGGAAACGAAGCCUCUCCUCGGGAAGAAGUCGUCCAUCCCGUCAGCGUCCUUUACUUCGUCCCUGCCCGCCCGCCGCCUCCCGCAAGCGAUAGCCCACCGCGGCUUCAAGUCCCUCUACCCGGAGAACACCCUCCUCGCCUUCCGCGGCGCUCUUGACGCCGGCGCUCACGCGCUCGAGACGGACCUGCAUUUGUCACGCGACGGCGUCGUGGUGCUCUCGCACGACGGGAACCUGAAGCGGUGCUUCGGCGUCGACAAGAAGAUCAAUGAGUGCGACUGGGCGUAUCUAGAGACGCUGCAGACGGUGAUGGAGCCCGGUGAGAAGAUGCCGCGGCUGGAGGAUUUGCUGGUGUUCCUAGCGGAGGAGGGGGCGGGGAGGGACGAGGUUUGGGUGUUGUUGGACAUCAAGGUGGAGACUGGACUGUUGUUGAGGGAUGCGAGUGCUGAUACCCUGGGCGAACAGACCGACGACCCGCCGGCCGAGCUGCUCGGCCACGUAGCGGAGGUUCUGACCUCGACGCCGGGCCCCGUGCCGUGGGAGAAGAGGAUAGUAUUCGGCUGCUGGAACCAACCCUACAUAACCCACGUCCGCACCAUCCUGCCCACCUACCCCCUGGCCCUCAUCUCCUGGUCCCCGCUCUACGCCCGCAAGUUCCUCUCCCCCUCGCAGCCGAACCUGUCCUUCAACAUGUUCCAGAAGGCGCUCGUCGGGCCCGUGGGGAAGCUCUUCAUCCGCAAGGUCAGGAAGGCCGACAGGAAGCUCUUCGUCUGGACCGUCAACGACGAGGAGUGGAUGGAGUGGAGCAUCGCCGCCGGCGCGGACGGCGUCAUCACGGACGAUCCCGAGAUGUUCCUCGAGGUGUGCCGACGGUGGGAGGGCGGCGACGGGUCCGACAGCGCGGCCCGGCCAAAGGGCACGGGAGAGGAGCCCGCGGCGAAGGCGGCCCGGAGGGCGGGGCGCGUCCGCGACGGGACUUGGGGGCGGACGCUGAGGUUGUACUUCCAAAUCGUGAGCGUGCAGGUCCUCGUACUACUGUUCACGCCGUUGCUGAUGAUUUUCGCCCGGUUCGGGUUCGUCGCGCCGGGACCCAAGGCGGCCAAAGCGUUGAGGCUGUGA